UUUCUACAUGUUGAUGGAAGGACAUGGAUUGUCCAGCCUGUGGUAAAAAGGGACGUCAGGUUUUUACAUGUUGAUGUAAGGACAUGGAUUGUCCAGCCUGUGGUAAAAAGGGACGUCAGGUUUCUACAUGUUGAUGGAAGGACAUGGAUUGUCCAGCCUGUGGUAAAAAGGAACGUCAGGUUUCUACAUGUUGAUGUAAGGACAUGGAUUGUCCGGCCUGUGGUAAAAAGGGACAUCAGGUUUCUACAUGUUGAUGUAAGGACAUGGAUUGUCCGGCCUGUGGUAAAAAGGGACAUCAGGUUUCUACAUGUUGAUGGAAGGACAUGGAUUGUCCGGCCUGUGGUAAAAAGGGACAUCAGGUUUCUACAUGUUGAUGGAAGGACAUGGAUUGUCCAGCUUGUGGUAAAAAGGGACAUCAGGUUUCUACAUGUUGAUGUAAGGACAUGGAUUGUCCAGCCUGUGGUAAAAAGGGACGUCAGGUUUCUACAUGUUGAUGUAAGGACAUGGAUUGUCCAGCCUGUGGUAAAAAGGGACAUCAGGUUUCGACAUGUUGAUGUAAGGACAUGGAUUGUCCAGCCUGUGGUAAAAAGGGACAUCAGGUUUCUACAUGUUGAUGUAAGGACAUGGAUUGUCCAGCCUGUGGUAAAAAGGGACGUCAGGUUUUUACAUGUUGAUGUAAGGACAUGGAUUGUCCAGCCUGUGGUAAAAAUGGACGUCAGGUUUUUACAUGUUGAUGUAAGGACAUGGAUUGUCCAGCCUGUGGUAAAAAGGCACGUCAGGUUUUUACAUGUUGAUGUAAGGACAUGGAUUGUCCAGCCUGUGGUAAAAAGGAACGUCAGGUUUUUACAUGUUGAUGUAAGGACAUGGAUUGUCCAGCCUGUGGUAAAAAGGGACGUCAGGUUUUUACAUGUUGAUGUAAGGACAUGGAUUGUCCAGCCUGUGGUAAAAAGGGACAUCAGGUUUUUACAUGUUGAUGUAAGGACAUGGAUUGUCCAGCCUGUGGUAAAAAGGAACGUCAGGUUUUUACAUGUUGAUGUAAGGACAUGGAUUGUCCAGCCUGUGGUAAAAAGGAACGUCAGGUUUCUACAUGUUGAUGGAAGGACAUGGAUUGUCCAGCCUGUGGUAAAAAGGAACGUCAGGUUUCUACAUGUUGAUGUAAGGACAUGGAUUGUCCAGCCUGUGGUAAAAAGGGACAUCAGGUUUCUACAUGUUGAUGUAAGGACAUGGAUUGUCCAGCCUGUGGUAAAAAGGAACGUCAGGUUUCUACAUGUUGAUGGAAGGACAUGGAUUGUCCAGCCUGUGGUAAAAAGGAACGUCAGGUUUCUACAUGUUGAUGUAAGGACAUGGAUUGUCCAGCCUGUGGUAAAAAGGAACGUCAGGUUUCUACAUGUUGAUGUAAGGACAUGGAUUGUCCAGCCUGUGGUAAAAAGGGACAUCAGGUUUCUACAUGUUGAUGUAAGGACAUGGAUUGUCCAGCCUGUGGUAAAAAGGAACGUCAGGUUUCUACAUGUUGAUGGAAGGACAUGGAUUGUCCAGCCUGUGGUAAAAAGGGACGUCAGGUUUUUACAUGUUGAUGGAAGGACAUGGAUUGUCCAGCCUGUGGUAAAAAGGGACGUCAGGUUUUUACAUCUGCACUGGACCUUUUAA
This is a messenger RNA of Salvelinus fontinalis (brook trout), 1647 nucleotides long. RefSeq lists its product as uncharacterized. The record is from RefSeq and is a predicted model, not a curated record. NCBI's taxonomy places the organism in Eukaryota, Metazoa, Chordata, Actinopteri, Salmoniformes, Salmonidae. The transcript has 3 exons. The coding region runs from base 709 to 1647 and encodes 312 amino acids.